Molecule: messenger RNA, 1535 nt
Organism: Cucumis melo (muskmelon)
Lineage: Eukaryota; Viridiplantae; Streptophyta; Magnoliopsida; Cucurbitales; Cucurbitaceae
Product: tubulin beta chain-like
Exons: 4
Coding region: 91-1428 (445 amino acids)
Biological process (GO): mitotic cell cycle; microtubule cytoskeleton organization
Cellular component (GO): cytoplasm; microtubule
Molecular function (GO): structural constituent of cytoskeleton; GTP binding; GTPase activity
Source: RefSeq, a predicted model, not a curated record
CUUCUCCUCUUCUCGUCCCCAGUAACUGUCCCUGGCCGUUGAAAAAAGAGAUCACUGUUUUCCGAUUUUGCCCUCAUCCACAAAGCGACAAUGCGUGAGAUUCUUCACAUCCAAGGAGGGCAAUGUGGGAACCAAAUUGGCUCCAAGUUCUGGGAGGUCGUCUGCGACGAGCACGGCAUCGACCCCACCGGCAGGUAUGCUGGAAAUUCAGAAUUGCAGUUGGAGAGAGCGAAUGUGUAUUACAAUGAAGCGAGUGGAGGAAGGUAUGUGCCAAGGGCGGUGCUGAUGGACCUCGAACCAGGGACGAUGGAUGCCGUUAGGACGGGUCCAUACGGGCAGAUUUUCCGACCAGAUAAUUUCGUGUUCGGGCAAUCGGGUGCUGGUAACAAUUGGGCUAAAGGGCAUUACACUGAAGGUGCAGAGCUGAUUGAUUCAGUGCUUGAUGUUGUCAGGAAAGAAGCUGAGAAUUGUGAUUCUCUUCAAGGGUUUCAAGUGUGUCAUUCACUUGGAGGUGGAACAGGAUCAGGAAUGGGGACUCUUCUAAUCUCCAAGAUCAGGGAAGAAUAUCCAGAUAGAAUGAUGUUAACUUUCUCUGUGUUUCCAUCUCCAAAGGUUUCCGACACUGUUGUAGAGCCAUACAAUGCUACUCUUUCGGUACAUCAAUUGGUAGGGAAUGCUGAUGAAUGUAUGGUACUUGACAAUGAAGCACUCUAUGACAUCUGUUUUAGGACUCUAAAACUCACAACCCCAAGUUUUGGAGAUUUGAACCAUCUAAUUUCAGCAACAAUGAGUGGAGUUACAUGUUGUUUGAGAUUCCCCGGCCAAUUGAAUUCCGACCUCCGAAAACUGGCUGUGAACUUAAUCCCUUUCCCUCGACUUCACUUCUUCAUGGUUGGGUUCGCACCUUUGACCUCUCGUGGAUCACAGCAGUACAGAGCACUGACUGUUCCUGAACUGACACAACAAAUGUGGGAUGCUAAGAACAUGAUGUGUGCAGCCGAUCCACGCCACGGUCGAUAUCUUACAGCAUCUGCAAUGUUCCGAGGUAAAAUGAGUACGAAAGAAGUCGACGAGCAGAUGAUGAAUGUGCAGAACAAAAACUCUUCUUAUUUUGUGGAAUGGAUUCCAAACAAUGUGAAAUCUAGUGUUUGUGAUAUUCCACCUAAAGGGUUCUUAAUGGCUUCCACUUUUGUUGGAAACUCAACUUCAAUUCAGGAGAUGUUUAGAAGAGUGAGUGAGCAAUUCACAGCCAUGUUUAGAAGGAAGGCUUUCUUGCAUUGGUAUACUGGAGAGGGAAUGGAUGAGAUGGAGUUUACUGAAGCAGAAAGCAAUAUGAAUGAUCUUGUUGCUGAGUAUCAACAAUAUCAAGAUGCCACGGCUGAUGAAGAUCUUGACUAUGAAGAUGAUGGUGGGGACACCGAAAACUGACCGUAUGUAUGUUCAUGCAGUUUGCGAUUUCGUCUCGUAAUUUAUGUCAUAUUUAUGAUUGUUGUAACGUCUCGAAUUGCAAGUGAAUUUAAAUUAUUUUCUUCAAA